Messenger RNA from Amblyraja radiata (thorny skate), 3041 nucleotides. RefSeq names its product phosphatidylinositol glycan anchor biosynthesis, class P (gene pigp). Gene Ontology annotation, biological process: GPI anchor biosynthetic process. The coding region runs from base 124 to 606 and encodes 160 amino acids. The transcript is spliced from 5 exons. The record is from RefSeq and is a predicted model, not a curated record. NCBI's taxonomy places the organism in Eukaryota, Metazoa, Chordata, Chondrichthyes, Rajiformes, Rajidae. Gene Ontology annotation, cellular component: endoplasmic reticulum. Gene Ontology annotation, molecular function: phosphatidylinositol N-acetylglucosaminyltransferase activity.
AGUCUGGCGCAUGCGCACUGCGCAGCGGCCGCCGCCGCCGCCAUUACAGCCGGCAGCUCGCUGCCUCCCAUUCCUGCUCCACGGCCGUCCUGUACUUGUCCGGACUGUGCGUUGACAUGAACAAUGGUGGUGACCUCCCCUUCGCCGUUACCUGAGAGGGCAAUUUACGGAUUUGUUCUGUUUCUCGCCUCAAAGUUUGCAUUCAUUCUGUAUCUAGUCUGGGCCUUUGUUCCUGAAUCGUGGUUGCACUCAGUGGGUCUCACCUAUUGGCCACAGAAGUAUUGGGCUGUUGCCUUGCCUAUCUAUCUUCUUGUCGUCAUUGUAAUUGCUUACAUUUUACUCUGUGGAGUUAACAUGAUGAGCACAGCGCCGCUGGCCUCUGUAGAUACCGUCACUGACAGUUAUGCAAAAAGCCAACAGAGCAAACCGUAUGUUGAAGGAGCAAUCCCUGGUCUGCAAGAUGUUUCCAUCAGUGAGGUCAAUCGAAUUUUCUUCCUUUCUACAUCUCACGAGGCAGCUGGUGACCAGACAGUGACAUGGAGGUCACAUGCCGCGAGACAUGUGGAUCCCCUGACUGAGAACUCCAGUGAUACUUCAGACCUCUAACAUGUUGUGAUAAUGCCGUGUGUUUACUGUCAUCGAAAGCCAUUUAUUCUGCAACUUUGUGCAGAUAUGAAUUUUUUUUAAAUGCCAUAUUUGUAGAAAUGAAUAAAAUGUUGGUUUCCACCAAAGGCUUAGAUAAGUAUACUAAAUUGCAUACUAGUAAGCCUUAAAAAACACGUGGUUCCCAGACCAUGCUGAAUUAAUUGGGGGAUUGUGUUUGACCAUGCCAAAUUUGUUCUUGAGUUAGGGAGAGAAUUACCAGGAUAUAUCUGUUUAAUUGUUAACUUGUUAUAACUUGACCCUGAUAUCCUCUUUGACACUUCUAGAUACGUCAGAUUUGUGUUUGAUAUAGAAUUCACUCUUGAUAAUGUUCAAAGAGUUUCAGUGCAGUUUGACAAGGUGGUGAUGUUACUACGCCAAAUGUGCGUGAAUACUCCGAAAAUUAACAAACUAAAUCCGUGCAAUUUGCCAGUGCUCUAAACAAUCUUUUAGUUUACCUCUCAUGAUCCCAUCCAUAAGCUUGAAGGUCUAAUUAAUUGAGACUGGGGGAGAAGAAUCUUGUUACUUGUCUUAUCUGUCCAGUUUCUUAAGGUGAGCACGGAUACUUGCUUAUGAACCGAGUAUUGCAAUCCUCUCUGGUUCAGUUAACGUUUUACGGAGACCAUGAUUAUAGCUACACUUCUACAAUCAGAUAUGUUACCUUGGAGGCAAUUUAAAAUGGAAGCAACCCUGUUCAUACAUUGUUCAUUAGACCAUGGAAAACCAUGGAUUGGAGCUAUUGCCUGCAGGACAAUCAGUUACAAUGGCUCCCCCGAUGAACAUGGCACAUUGAUAAUAUGUGUGUAUUUUCAUCCUCCGGAUACACCAUGGACAUGCCACAUACUGUGGUCUUAGAAUUGUAGGUGCAAGACCAUAGCUGUAGCUAUUUACCACUUUGCAUCCCUAUCUUUAUGACUCAGGGGCAUUCAAUUGGUUUAUUUUGUUUUCCUCUGGGGAAAUAUCUUUCAGAAAUUAUCUCAAAUUUAGUACAAUUUAAUACGUCGCAAACUUAAUAAUUCGGGACAAUGUUGUCGGGAGAGAAGAAUGAAAAAUGUCAAGACUAAAUGCCCUUUGCAUCUUCUAGUCAGUAGCUUUGACAUUCCUUGCUACGCUCUGCAAAUGCUACACCUUUGGGCUGCCAUAUGCAUGUAAUAGUUCUGUUACAACGUGUUUUCAUGCCGCCAUUUUGAUGUAAUGCAAUUGAUGAAUGAGAGAACACUUUGUGUAUUAGACAGACUAAAUUUGUUAUAACACGAUUUCUAUAGAGAACUACUUAAAAGUUAUUUUAGAAAUUGAUAGCAGAUAAAAAGCAGUCUUGAUCAAAAAAACAGUCAAGAGAAAAUAAACUUUCCAUCUAACCCUUCCCCUUCCCAACCUUCACCAGAGUAAUCGGACAUCAGUGCCUCUUAAGAACAUGUGUGGGAAUGAACUGCAGAUGCUGGUUUAAACCGAAGAUAGACAUAGAGAGAAACAGCAUGGAAACAGGCCCUUCGGCCCUCCAAGUGCUUCCCUACCAUGAACCACGUAUUUACUCUAAUUCUACACUGAUCUCAUCCACUCUGCCCAGAGUCUACCACUCAUCUUCACCUGAGGGACUUUAUUUUACAGCAGUCAAUUACUUACCAACCUGCACAUCUUUGGGAUGUGGGAGGAAACUAGAGCACCUGGAGGCAACCUAUGCAGACACAGGAAGAACGUGCAAACACCAUACAGACGACCCAAGGCCAGGAUUGAACCCGGUUCUCUGGCGCUGUGAGACAGAGUCUACCAGCCGCGCCACAUGUACUGCCCCUUAAUACAUUUAGGAUGUUCUCUUACACUAAAACCUAAUUGAGAAGUACACAUGACUACAGCAUUAUUUAAUACCUGGAACUGCAAGAUUCAGUCAAAAAAAGAAACAGAUGAAUGGAAAUAGGAUGAAAUUGACAGGUCUUGAUUGCUGGAGCUUGGUUACAGCUCUUAGCUUAGUGGAUAUUGAGUUUUAAUCCGAAUGGAAGGAGAAAAUUAAGUUUCAGUGUAGCAUGUAGCAGGGACCCUGCCAAAAAGAGACACAAGUGCCGCGGUGAUUAUGUUUUCCUGCUCAAAUAUCUCGGGUAAAUAGCCAUUGUCUGCUCAUUCUUGUACAUGCUGAAAAUGCAAGAUGUUCAAUAAGAUAAAUGAGAAUAAAGAGUAAAUUAAACAAUAAAAGCUUUUGCCUCGGGUGACUUGCCUUGAGUGCAUAGGAUCUCAUUCACCUUUCCCUCACCCAGGUAUUUAGUAUGAACAAAAGAACCAGUAUCUAACAUGAAGUUUACAAUUAUUAAUUUAAAUGAGAAUUGUGUUUUAAUAACAGAAAAUGGUAUAUUGGUAUGUGUUUUUGUGAAAUUCUUGUGCUUUCGAAUAAACUGCAUUUUUCAUUC